AUGGCGGCCUCUCUCUACUCCCAAUCCAUCCCCGUGCUCAUCAAGCACAUGAAGAACCUCUCGGGCUACCUGACAAAAGGUCUCGCCUACGCCGAGCAGCAGAAGAUGAAGCACGAGUACAUGAUCAACUACCGCCUCAUUCACGACAUGCGAGGCCUCGCCUACCAAGUCCAGUCCUGCUCCAACACUGCCAAAUUCCUCCCCUUCCGCCUCGGCCUGGUGGAAAAAGACACCUACUUCCCCGACGACGAGAGCACCUUCGAAGAACUGCAAGCCCGCAUCACAGCCACCAUCCAGCUGCUCGAAAGCAUCGACGAGAAGGCGAUGAAUGCCCUCGAGGCCAAGCCCGUCAUCAUGGCCACGCGCACCAUGGGCACGUACAAGUUCGCCAGCCCGCAGACGUAUAUUGCCGAUUAUGCGAUGCCGAACUUUUACUUCCACGUCACGUCGGCGUAUUGCAUUUUGCGCACGUUAGGGGUGCCGGUGAGUGCGUUUGAUUUUCACGGGAAGAGCACGUUUGUGAAGGUUGAGGAGUAA
Molecule: messenger RNA, 537 nt
Organism: Neohortaea acidophila
Lineage: Eukaryota; Fungi; Ascomycota; Dothideomycetes; Mycosphaerellales; Teratosphaeriaceae
Exons: 2
Coding region: 1-537 (178 amino acids)
Source: RefSeq, a predicted model, not a curated record